AUGGAGGAACUAGUGAAAGAACUUCCUGAUAGCCACCCCAGGAAGAGUAUUACCACUGAGGAAUUGUCCCUUAAUUCCAACAUAUCCAAGCCCACAGCACUAACGGGUACCCUGAAAGUGAAAGUAAAGGGCUGUCACAAGAUUCUAGAGAAUGUACCUGGGAGAGUAAAAGAACCGUCAGUUGUUCUCCCAGGAAAGAGGACACGUCAAAGAAGAUUCUCAUUAAUGAGCCGGAUCAGACGAAACAACCGUGUCGGCAGUCAGAAAAUCCAAGAGACUGUUGGCUUUUCCAACGAGGUCCGUGCUCAACUGAAGAUUGACCAGAUUCCAGUGGGUUCAACCAGUUGGAAAACUGUGUCUAAUCCAUCCUGGAAUGAGACGUUUAAACUGGAGUUAAAUAAGUCUCGGGAGUUAGAAUUGUCUUUAUAUUGGCACGAUCGGAGAUCACUGUGUGCCACAAAGACGCUGAAGUUGGAAGAAUUCCUGGUGAACCGGAAGCAGGAACUGUGUCUACAGCUGGAGCCACAGGGCACCCUUUUCAUCGAGGUGACAUUUUCCAAUGCUUCCAUCCAGAAAAGGCCAAAACUUCAGACAAUUCAGAAAUUCUUCUCCAAAAAACAAGAAGAGACCUUCCAGCCCACUGCAGAGGAGGAUACAGCUAUUGACGUCCUUCCGUUGCCAGUAUCAGACAGUGAGAGCGUGGUUCCAUCCCCGCCAGCUGUCGAUACCGAUGCAGAAAAAAACAUCAAGUCCACAUCAGAGGAGGAUAUAACAUCUGACGUUCUUCCAUUGCCAGUAUCGGACACUGAGAGCGUGGUUCAAUCACUGCCUACUGUCGCUAAUGAUACUGAACAGACCAUCCAAUCAGCAUCUGAGGAGGAUAUAAUAUCUGGCAGUCUUCCAUUGCCAGUAUCGGACACUGAGAGCGUGGUUCCAUCACCGCCCGCUGUCGAUACCGAUAAUGAAGAGAUUAUCCAAUCAGCAUCUGAGGAGGAUAUAGUAUUCAGUAGUCUUCCAUUGCCAGUAUCGGACACGGAGAGCAUGGUUCCAUCACCGCCCGCUAUCGAUACCGAUACUGAAGAAACUAUCCAUUCAGUAUCUGAGGAGGAUAUAGUAUUCAGUAGUCUUCCAUUGCCAGUAUCGGACACGGAGAGCAUGGUUCCAUCACCGCCCGCUAUCGAUACCGAUACUGAAGAAACUAUCCAUUCAGUAUCUGAGGAGGAUAUAGUAUUCAGUAGUCUUCCAUUGCCAGUAUCGGACACGGAGAGCGUGGUUUCAUCAUCGCCCGCUAUCGAUACCGAUACUGAAGAAACUAUCCAUUCAGUAUCUGAGGAGGAUAUAAUAUCUGGCAGUCUUCCAUUGCCAGUGUUUAACACUGAGAGCGGGGAGUCAUCACCGCUGGCUGUCGCUAACAAUACUGAGGAGACUAUCCAAUCAGCAUCUGAGGAGGAUAUAAUAUCUGGCAGUCUUCCAUUGCCAGUAUUUGACACUGAGAGCGUGGAGUCAUCACCGCCCACUGACAAUACUGAUUCACAAGAGACCAGCCAAUCGGUGUCAGAGGAUGGAGCUAUUGACCUUCUUCCAUUGCCAGUGUUUAACACUGGGAGCCAAGAGUCAUCAUGGUCAAUUAGCGUUUCUCCUGUAGUAACAUCGGACACUGAAUCUGAACCAGAAGAGUCUCCUGUUGCAUAUCAUACAUCUUUUUGCAGCGAUCAGCCAGGACAUCAUAUUAGGAUCCCAGAGAGUCUGUAUCGGGAUUCUGGAGCAGGCCAAGAUUAUUCUAGGGACUACACUUCAAACCACGUGCCAUGUGAUACACCUCAGCAUGAUGGUAGAGUGUCCAAUCAGGAAAACAGUGUCCUUCAAUAUCCGCAACAGUAUGAGGACCCACGCAUUCAGCGAGGAGUUCAACUGAGCCUCGAGGAUUUCCAAUGUCUCUCUGUGCUGGGCAGAGGACACUUUGGAAAGGUUCUACUUGUUGACCACAAACGUACAAACACCUUGUUCGCCCUAAAAGUCCAGAAAAAACUAAAGAUAAUUGCAUCUGAUUCUAUCGACUGUCUUAAAUAUGAGAAGAACAUCUUUCAGACCAUAAGCCGCAUACGACACCCAUUCCUUGUGAAUUUGUUCGCAAGUUUCCAGACUGAAGAUCUUGUCUGCUUUGUGAUGGAAUAUGCCGCUGGUGGAGACCUAAUGUCAACUCUUAAUAACAACAUGGCAGCUUUUACAGAAAGCAGAGCUAUGUUUUAUGCGGCCUGUUGUGUGCUCGGCCUCGAAUUUUUACAUCAGAACAAGAUUGCUCACAGAGAUAUUAAAUUGCGGAAUAUCGUUGUAGACAAGGACGGUUACGCCAAAAUUACCGACUUUGGUCUUAGCAAACAAGGGAUGGGAUUCCUCGAUAGAACCAACUCUUUCUGUGGCACACUGGAAUACAUGGCGCCGGAAAUAUUUGAGAGAAAUCCGUACACAAGAUCUGUUGAUUGGUGGAGUCUGGGCGUAGUAAUUUAUGUCAUGCUGUGUGGAAGGUUUCCCUUUACAGGUAAAGACAGAGAGAGAGAGAUAUCGUAUAAGGUUGUUAACACCGAACCUGACUAUCCGGAGUUCCUGUCUGUAGAAGCGUUUUCAAUAAUAAAAAGUUUUAUGAAUAAAAAUUCCAGAACCCGUCUAGGAGCCAGGAUUGGUGCCAGUGCUGUCAAGAAACAUCCUUUUUUCAAAGGAGUAGACUGGAGUGCGUUACUUUCUAAGAAUAUCAUAAAUCAGUUUGUACCAUCCAUUGCCGGACCAGAGGACGUCAGUCAUUUCGACAGAGCUUUUACAACACUGGACCCCAUUCUAACACCACCGGAAGAAUCACCUUUAGAAGACCAAGACCUGUUCCAAGAUUUCGACUGGGUGGCCGAUUGGAUUUGAACAUUGAGGCAGAAAAGGAUGGA
Messenger RNA from Pelobates fuscus (common spadefoot toad), 2933 nucleotides. Its product is annotated as serine/threonine-protein kinase N2-like. NCBI's taxonomy places the organism in Eukaryota, Metazoa, Chordata, Amphibia, Anura, Pelobatidae. Gene Ontology annotation, biological process: protein phosphorylation. Gene Ontology annotation, cellular component: nucleus; cytoplasm. The coding region runs from base 1 to 2910 and encodes 969 amino acids. The transcript has 17 exons. The record is from RefSeq and is a predicted model, not a curated record. Gene Ontology annotation, molecular function: protein serine/threonine kinase activity; ATP binding.